UGCAUAGUUGCUUACGCUGGGCAAGUCACUUUGCAGAUGAAUUUUUUUUGUUUUCCAUCUUUAAAUACUGUCUUCAUUCAUGCUUUUCCUUCUGAUGAAAGCUACUGUUGUCAGCAAAAAGUAUUGGAGUAGCUGAUAUCCAUUCAUAGACAGUAUGAAAUACCACUGAAGCCUGAUAUGAUUCUGCUUGCUUUCUUUUUGCGUGCCACAAAGAAAUCUGCCUAAAGUCUUACAGGUCUGCAGUCAGAAAUAAUUGUCUUAGUCUUAAAUACGGGUGUAUCAUGGCUUCCCAAAGCUGUUCCCAGUGCAUAAUUCUAUACUGAAUGCUUUUAAAUCUUGUUGUAUCCCUGAAAUUUUUGAUGAACAGAAGUAGGGUCAGAUAACACUUUUCUUUCCUACUGUAAGUGGAGGAGGGUUUCUUUGGAAAAGGGGGUGUAUGCAGACUAAAGGUGGUUGCUGAGGUAAGAUGGUCAGCAUAUGAGAGCUUGUAGAACAGAUGUUCCUCCCCUGUAAUAAGGCUCAGUGUGGGAAUACUUCUGUUUCCCAGUGUACUUAAAUAUCCUUUAUAGAACCUCAUUAAUAAAUUUUGUUCAUACAUCAUACCCAGCAAUUGCUACAGUAAAUUUUUCACUUGCUUGUUGGUAGAAUUUUCUGCCUAUGCUUGCUUGUCAGACUGCUGCUUGUCCUCAAAGAGUUGACUUGGCUAAUAAGAAACAUAUUGCUCUGGCUGUUAGCUGCUUUCCUGGAGAAAAGGAGCAUAUGCUCUCUGAUGAGGGGUUAAAUGCAAAUUCUCCUUGGGUGAAUCAAGGUUUGACUUCAAAUGAAACCUAAAAAAUAAAGCUUGCAACACGUAGUUUAAUAAUUUAUGGAGUUAGUCUUGACUUUUGGUCAAAUGUCUUUGUUACUUAAAUAGCUUUGCUGCCAACUAAAUGUAUCAGUGCUGUGCAGAGGACCAAGAUAAGUUUUUGAGGGGGUUUUAAUGCAAGAAUGCCGACCUUCGAUGAAAUCUUGGAGAACGUUGGAGAAUUUGACAGGUUCCAAAAGCAAACCUUUUUUGUACUGUGCUUGCUCUCUGCUGCCUUCACCCCUGUGUAUGUGGGUGUCGUCUUCUUGGGGUUCAUCCCUGAGCAUCGCUGCUUCAGCCCUGGCGUGGCGGAGCUGAGCCAUAGCUGUGGCUGGAGCCUGGAAGAGGAGCUGCGCUACACCGUUCCCGAGUGGGGGCAACGUGGUGCCUCUUUCGCUAGCCGCUGCAGGCGCUAUGACGUGGACUGGAACGCAACAGGCCUCAGCUGCACCGACCCCAUCGCUGCCUUCCUGGGGCACGGCAACAGCAGCACUGUCCCCCUCACCAGCUGCCGGGAUGGCUGGGUCUACGAGUCUUUGGGGACAUCUCUUGUGACCGAGUUUAACCUGGUGUGUGAGGACUCCUGGAAGCUGGAUCUCUUUCAGUCAUCUGUGAAUGCUGGGUUUUUUGUUGGCUCUGUAAACAUUGGCUACAUAGCAGACAGGUUUGGCCGUAAAUUUUGCCUGUUAGCUACAAUACUUGCAAAUGCUAUUUGUGGAAUUCUUCUGUUCUUUGUGCCUACCUACCUCUGGAUAUUGAUCUUCCGUUUCCUGCAAGGACUAGUCAGCAAGGGCUGCUGGACCGCAGGCUAUAUCCUGGUCACAGAGGUUGUUGGUCCAAGAUAUAGGAGGACAGUGGGGAUUCUCUAUCAGGUGGCCUUCUCAGUUGGACUCCUUGUCUUUGAUGCCGUUGCUUAUGGAAUUCCUCACUGGAGAUGGCUGCACCUCACUGUUACUCUGCCAAGCUUCUUCCUCAUGCUCUACUACUGGUGCCUCCCAGAGUCUCCCAGGUGGCUGAUAUCUCAAGGGAAAAAUGACAAAGCUAUGAAAAUUGUCAGUGAUAUCGCCAAAAAAAAUCAGAAGAAAAUGCCUUCCCAUCUUGAGGAUAUUAAAUUUGAAGAGGAAGAUGGUGGAAAGCAGACCCCUUCACUCGUUGACCUUUUCAGGACACCACAGAUGAGGAAAAAUACAUUCAUUUUGAUGUACAACUGGUUCACAAGCGCCAUCCUCUAUCAGGGGCUCAUCAUGCACAUGGGAUUAGCUGGUGGGAACAUGUAUCUGGAUUUUCUCUAUUCUGCUCUUGUUGAGUUCCCAGCUGCCAUCAUCAUCAUCAUCACGAUUGACCGCAUUGGGCGACGCUACCCAUGGGCUGCAGCAAAUCUGGUGGCUGGAUUCGCCUGCCUUGUUACUGCCCUGAUCCCAGAGGACAUACAUUGGCUAAAAGUGAUUGCCGCUUGUAUUGGGCGAAUGGGAAUCACGAUGGCUUUUGAAAUGGUUUGCUUUGUAAACACUGAACUAUAUCCAACGUACAUCAGGAACCUCGGGGUAAUGGUCUGCUCUGCCUUGUGUGAUAUUGGUGGAGUUGUCGCCCCCUUCGUUGUCUACAGGCUGGUGGAAGUGUGGCAGGAGUUGCCGCUGAUAGUCUUCAGUGUUGUUGGUGUAAUUGCGGGUGGAUUGGUGUUGUUUCUGCCUGAAACUAAAGGAAGAGUUCUGCCUGAGACAGUUGAGGAUGUUGAAAACUUGCACAGGCAAGGAGCUCCAAAGGAGAAACAGAUCUAUCUUCACGUCCAAACAUCAGAAGUAGCACAUGACUGAAGAAUGCAGACCUCUUUCUAGGCAUUUCCAAGGCGCAAACUGGGACUCUCCUGUGUAUGAUAGCCUCAAAUGAAUAAAUAGAAACACCUGGUGUUUUUGGCUAAAAGUAUUAUUAACAGAAGAUGAUGCACUUACGUGAGAAAUGUUGGACACAGCUCAGGAUUUACAAACAACAAAGACUUGAGACUUUGCUAAGUUCCCAUCGCAGAAAGGAGAGGGUGAUGAUCCAAAGUAAUUAUUUAUUGCAGUAGUCCAGUGCAUUUACCAAAAGCUCAUGCAAAAUGUCAUUUCCUGC
Messenger RNA from Struthio camelus australis, 2953 nucleotides. Its product is annotated as solute carrier family 22 member 2. Gene Ontology annotation, biological process: transmembrane transport. The record is from RefSeq and is a predicted model, not a curated record. NCBI's taxonomy places the organism in Eukaryota, Metazoa, Chordata, Aves, Struthioniformes, Struthionidae. Gene Ontology annotation, cellular component: membrane.